Molecule: messenger RNA, 570 nt
Organism: Mesitornis unicolor (brown roatelo)
Lineage: Eukaryota; Metazoa; Chordata; Aves; Mesitornithiformes; Mesitornithidae
Product: histone-lysine N-methyltransferase SETDB1-like
Exons: 4
Coding region: 1-570 (189 amino acids)
Source: RefSeq, a predicted model, not a curated record
AUGGAUUCCCAGGAGAUCAAAGAGCUGCAGCAAGAAGUGAUGGAGGAGCUGGGAAUCUCCAUGGAGGAGCUCCAGGAUAUCAUCGACAAAGAGCUGGAGAAGUUUGAGUGCGUGAAGCAGAGGAAGCAGCAGCUGGAGGAGCUGGAGGAGUGCGUGAAGCGGAAGGAAGAAGAGGUGGCUCACGUUGACCGGCUCUUUGAUGACGCUUCGAGAGAAAUUAAUGAAUGCGAGGCGUUGGUGAAGAAUCUGUACUCCACGCUGGGCCUCCAGUAUCGUGAGAGCAGCUCUGAGGACGAGGAUGUGGCUGCCAAGGCCCCGGAAGUGAUUGAGAUCCCUGAUGAGGAUGACGACGAUGUCAUGAGUAUCGAUUUGGGCUGGAAGCACAGUUCAGUACCUUCUUGUGCUGCGUGGUACCGAGGGGAGGGAUGGAGAUCUGAGCGUCUGCGGGAAGCCAUGGCUGCAAUGAGGAAGUCUGCCCAGGAUGUUCAGAAAUUUAUGGAUGCUGUGAACAAGAAAACAAAUGCUCAGUAUGCACAAAAAGAUUUUACUAAAACUGUGAUGCAGUCUUAA